AUGAAUAAAUGCGAUAAACACGAUAAAGAUCUCGAUUUACUUUGUUCAGAUUGUAAAUCGAUCAUAUGUUAUCGUUGUCUUGUUGCGAAACAUCACCAACAUCGUACAUAUCACACAGAUGACAUCAAACAAUCACUUUUAAAUAUCGAUUAUUCUGCUGUUUUUUAUGGUUCAUAUAUAGAUAAUGAUGAGGAUAAUAACAAUAAAGAUUAUAUAUUUCAAGAUAGAAUAGAAUGGUUGUGGAAUAAGCUUUAUGAUUUAGUUGAUCAUAUUCAAGAGAUGUCGAAAGUAGAGAAUGAAAUCAGCAAUCAUUUCAAACAAUAUUAUGAAAUGUUAAUGAAAGAAGAAAGAAAAUUGAAACAACCAAUCAUCGAUGAAAUCGAUCAAACCAAACAACAACUCGAUCAAAUCAUCAAAGAAAUACAAUCAUUACACAAUAUCAUUCAAUCAAUCACUCCAACUCUUAAACCAGAUCUAAAGAAUAAUGAUAUUGAUAAUCAUACAAAUAAUAACAAUAAUGAAUAUGAUAUUCUCCCAGAUAUAUCAACUAGUUAUGAAAUACCAACAUUGAUUGAAUCAAUUAAACAAUCAAAAUCAUUCGAACAAUUCAUUCAUAAUAAUAGUAAUACAUUAUUCAAUAUUCAACAACAAAACAACAAUGAAAUCAUUGAAUAUUUAAAUAAUAACAAUGAAAUAAACAAGAAUAAGAGACAUAAGAAUAAUGAUAACAAUAAAACAAAUAAUAAUAACAAUGAUAAUUCAAUUUUAGAAAUAAUUCGCAAUCACAUCGAUAAGCACAAUAUUGAUGAAGAUGAUAUCGACAUGAAUGAUAGUUAUGUAUUUAGCAAGAGUGAUAAAUUUCAAAGUUAUUUUGAAGGAGUCAGACAUUUUGUUCAAGAAUCAUAUAGUUUUAAUGAUUACAAUCGAAAAGACGAUGAUACUGAUCAUAUCAAACAUAUUAUCACCAAGAACGAUGACAAUGUGCUAUCAUUAUACAAAUGGGAUAAUGAAAUGGAAUUAUUGGAGAAUGAAUCCAAGGAAUUGGCCAAACUAUUGGAAGAGUUUGUACGUCCAGAACACAUUUUCUUUGGAUCAACGAAAACAACCAUCUAUAUAUUCUCUAUGUUGCGUCCUAAAUUCAUUGUCUAUUCAAUCAAAGACAAAACAUUCAGAAAAGGAUCAUAUGAAUCCAAUUUCCAUCUUCUUUUCAUUAGUCCACCUUCUACUACCUUCACUGAUCCAUUCAAUCUCUAUUUCUAUGGAAAAUCCUUCAGAGUAAUUGAUAAUAUAAAGUGCGAAUGUACAAAGCUCGUUCGAUUCAAUACAAUACUGGAGGAAUUCGAGCUGUUGAGCAACGAGGAGAAUGAUCACAUUUUUCCAAUGGCAAUUUUUCACCAUGACAUCCUACAAGAGACAGCCAAAUACUCGAUACACUACGAUUCCAACGAAAAACAGAUCGUUCGAGUUCUAUUCCAUGGAUAUUCAACAACUAAAUCAUCAGAGCAUAUCAUUGUCAGCGAUAUCGUACCGAAAUAUAUAGCCUCUUGCUUUGAUGGAUAUCGAUACCUGUAUGUUUAUUAUGGUGAUAAAGACACUGACUACUUCAUAAAGUUCGACAACUAUGAUAAAUCACCGAGUCCCAACGAGAAUCUCCCAACAAUCGAAGGACGUUUGCCAAUAGAAGAACAAGAAAACCCCGUAUCAAUGCUUUACAAAGAUACCAAGAUCUAUCUUUUCACAAAAGAUCAAAACUUUGUCUAUUCUCUCAAUGACAAAAAAUGGCGACAAUCUAAUCUUGACAAAGCUAAAAUGCACAUCUAUUUUAAAUUAAUAGUAUAA
Molecule: messenger RNA, 1839 nt
Organism: Heterostelium album PN500
Lineage: Eukaryota; Evosea; Eumycetozoa; Acytosteliales; Acytosteliaceae
Exons: 1
Coding region: 1-1839 (612 amino acids)
Molecular function (GO): zinc ion binding
Source: RefSeq, a predicted model, not a curated record